AGCCUUCCUGCGCCCGACCACCUGAUCCGCUCCGCCCGCCGCAGCCGCAGCCUUUGUGUGUGCGGUGCGGCGGUGCGGGAUGGCGGCGGGAGGAGGGCGGCCGCCGGGCCCGGAUUCCUCGCUGGAGCCCUACGUGCAGACCCGCAUCUUCAAGAUCAUCGUCAUCGGAGACUCCAACGUGGGCAAGACGUGCCUGACCUUCCGCUUCUGCGGGGGCACCUUCCCCGACAAGACCGAGGCCACCAUCGGCGUGGACUUCAGGGAGAAGACGGUGGAGAUCGAGGGGGAGCGCAUCAAGGUGCAGGUGUGGGACACGGCCGGGCAGGAGCGGUUCCGGAAGAGCAUGGUGGAGCACUACUACCGCAACGUGCACGCCGUCGUCUUCGUGUACGACGUCACCAAGAUGACGUCCUUCACCAACCUCAAGAUGUGGAUCGAGGAGUGCAACGGGCACGCCGUGUCCCCCCUCGUCCCCAAAGUGCUGGUAGGGAACAAGUGUGACUUGAAGGACCUGAUCCAAGUGCCGUCCAGCAUGGCCCUCAAAUUCGCCGACGCCCACAACAUGCUGUUGUUCGAAACCUCAGCCAAGGACCCUAAGGAGAGCCAGAACGUGGAGUCCAUCUUCAUGUGCCUGGCCUGCCGGCUGAAGGCGCAGAAAUCGCUGCUCUAUCGCGAUGUGGAGAAGCGGCCGGGCCGGGCGCAGAAGCUGGAGCAGUCGCGCGACGCCCACGGUAAAAGCGCGUGUCCGUGCUGAGCGCGCCCAAUAAAGUCUGUGCGGAGCCCGC
Messenger RNA from Gallus gallus (chicken), 785 nucleotides. RefSeq names its product RAB33A, member RAS oncogene family (gene RAB33A). Bases 80 to 754 code for a protein of 224 amino acids. Gene Ontology annotation, biological process: Rab protein signal transduction. Gene Ontology annotation, cellular component: endosome; Golgi apparatus. The transcript is spliced from 2 exons. Gene Ontology annotation, molecular function: GTP binding; GTPase activity. NCBI's taxonomy places the organism in Eukaryota, Metazoa, Chordata, Aves, Galliformes, Phasianidae. The record is from RefSeq and is marked validated.